AUGUCAGCUAGAAAAGGUAAAGAGUUACUCCCUAAUUGCGUUUCAACAGGUGAGCAGGUCUUUGAUCCAAGCAUCUACAUCGACCUCUGGUUAUUCAUACAGCAUUCACUGUACUUCACUGUAAAUAUAACCAUCCAAUAUAUCGAGCUCUGGAAGCCUGGAGAGUUGGUGCGGCCCAUACAGGUCCCUGAAACUCUGCGCACAGAAGAUUUCUAUCUCGCCGACUUCAGUCUGGCCAUGAAGGUUGGCGAUCCCGUGGCUCAACCCGGCGAUCCACCUCUGUGUUUCUGCUCCCCGGAGCGUCUCCAUGGAGAAGCCCCAAGCUUUGCCUGCGACAUGUGGAGCUACAUGGUCAACUUUGUUGAACUUUACCAAGGGGGACAACCAUUCCAUGAUGGGUACAUAGGCGGAGUAUUGACGACUAUUACCGCCCGUCUGGGCCCGCUACCAGAGCGAUGGAAAGGAUCGUACAUAUAUGAUGAUUGCCUGGAUUCCUGGUACGACCAAAAUCGAACGCCUGAUACGAAUAACACCCUCGCAUCAGAGCUUGCGCGCUAUCGACUCGAUGCCGACCCGGCUGAACGAGAACUUGUGCUCUCCAUCAUGCAGAAGGUAUUCCUAUACUCGCCCGAGGAGCGUCUGACUGCGACGCAGCUUCUGGUCGAUCCUUUCUUCAAAGCUCUCAUGACCCGGUAUGGUUGUUGA
Messenger RNA from Aspergillus eucalypticola CBS 122712, 705 nucleotides. RefSeq lists its product as uncharacterized. Gene Ontology annotation, biological process: protein phosphorylation. The record is from RefSeq and is a predicted model, not a curated record. The coding region runs from base 1 to 705 and encodes 234 amino acids. The transcript has 4 exons. NCBI's taxonomy places the organism in Eukaryota, Fungi, Ascomycota, Eurotiomycetes, Eurotiales, Aspergillaceae. Gene Ontology annotation, molecular function: protein kinase activity; ATP binding.